Molecule: messenger RNA, 806 nt
Organism: Neurospora tetraspora
Lineage: Eukaryota; Fungi; Ascomycota; Sordariomycetes; Sordariales; Sordariaceae
Exons: 3
Coding region: 161-643 (160 amino acids)
Source: RefSeq, a predicted model, not a curated record
AACAGUACCUCUGAUGUUCGUCACAGCUACCACUAAGAUACAUAGACUUCAUCACAAGGCGCGACCUUGAACCCAUCGUCAGAUUUUUUGUCAAGUUUUCAGUUGGUUCAAGUUGUCUCUUCCUUCCUCGUUCGCCCAAUUCUGCAACUCUUCCAUCAUAAUGUCACUUCCCCCAACCUCGUCCUCUACGCCACUCCUCCUCCAACAUCCCCUCCGUCCUCCAUCUUUCUCCUCAUCCGUCUUCCUCCUGCCAGUUGCACUUAGCAUCUUGGAUAUCGUGACGGCUUUUGCUGGCCUGAGUGUUCAGUCACCUCUAUCGCUCCAGUUCUCAACCUUAGGUCAAUCAAACCGGAAGUCACCGACUAUCAGCUGGCCUUUGCCUCUUCCCUUCACAUCAUGUCUCGUUGCCCUCUUCCUCUCAUCAUUUCUCUUUGCUUUUCCCAUUCUUUUCGCCAUGUACCAGUACUCACACGAGCUACACCACAUAAUACGACGGCCGAUGAACUUCGGACAGCUGGCACUCGGGCCCGGUUGUCCGCGGGCCGGUUUCUGUGAUAUUCACGAUCCACUGAUCUGGGCAGGUCGAAAUGUGAAAAAGUCCAGAGCCGCCGUAUUCUUUCUUUCCUUUUUUUCCCUUCCCUAGCGCAGCGGAUGCGGCCCACUAUCAUCAACCGCCAUCAUGAUCUUCUCCUGCGCUUUCUCUCCUCUGUCUGUCCUUGUUGUUGUUUUCUUUCUGUGCCUGUCCUUGCACCUGCCCUUGCAACCUUGCACAACGCUCAUGAACCCGUGCACGAUCUCAAUUCCCG